UCUGUUUUUACUGUUCACUUCCCAUUCUUUUCCUAUUUCUUUUCCUCUUUCUUCUGCGAGAUACCCAGCGAUACAGCGUCCUGGCCAGCCAAAUGGCCCAGUUCGACCACCAGGCAGCAGGCUCACAUCAUGGCUCGUGGCAGCCCCUGCCCUACAUUCACAGUGGCUUUGUGAUAUACCCCUUCCAUCCGGAAACAUCCCCUCCUCCCACUCCUACGACUGUAGACGGCGGCUCGCUCAGCCUGCCUCCUAUACUACCCCAAAAGGACCUCGAUGUGUUGCCCUGGGCUGGAGGAAGACCUUCAAUAGGCGACUCCUCCUUCCAGGGAAAGAGGAAUGCGUACGAGAUCAAAUUGGAUAUAGGAGACGAGUUCUAUGCUUUCGAAGAAUACCGCUGCACGACGGAUGAGGAUGGAAGAGGGGAUCUGUGGUAUAGAGGAUUCGUCGUUCAAGCCGUUUCUGUCACAUCCCUUGCGCCGACCCCUUCCUCCUUGACAUCAUCUACGCAACCAGCAUCCUUCCCGCGGCCAGAACCUUCGGUCCUUACAGGCAUAUUUCCAGCUGCUGUCUGCCAUGUCCGCCCAGGCAAUGUCAACGACAAUGGCGAGCUCUCGGAAGCCUACGGACAAGCUCUGAAAGCAGCAGAGGAACGGUAUAGGGCAGCUAGUGAAGGUGUCAGUCUGGGUAUGCAGUGGGUCGGAGAGAUGGGUACCGUCAAGGAGGAAGAAGAGGAGGAAGAAAUCUCUUCGCGUGCCUCGCAUGCGCACACCUCGUCUGUUGAACAUCGUGCAGUUGUCGAAGUGAGCUCUGAGGGGAGACCUACGGAAGCUCUGCAUAGACGGCGUUCGUCUUCGCGAGGCAGCUUCUCUAGGCCUAAUCGUCCAAUGUCUUUGGUACUGGAGCAAAAGAAGGAUGAGAUAGAGGAGAAUAAGCCUCAGCCCCCACUUCCGAAGCUGACAGCGGGUGACUCGACCGUCUCUGGGCAGCAAUGGCCCCUGGUAGAUGAGAUUGCAUGUGCUAUUCGAGAGUGGUAUAGCCGCCUUCCCACCUACCUCGCAAAUCGCGAAUACCGACUAUUCAGUACAGUCACCCAGCACAUUGACGCCCUCUUCCUUGGUCGCCGCCAGCUCCUGUCCCAAAUGCUCAGUGGAGACGAACUGAUACGAGUUCGUCGAGAAUGCGUUUCUCGACUCGUCAAGUGCAACGUUGCGCAAGGGCUGGACGUCAUUGUACGGAGCCUGGAAGACGGAAGUGUGGUUGUGGUGGAUAGGGAAAGAGCGUUCAGCGGGACGAGAUGGGUCGGAGGGAUCAGCUGUUAUGUCUACCAAGUGAGAUUGGCGUACAUCGACUUGAUACCUCUCGACAAGGUAUUCGGCAAAGUCUUCUCUUUCCCGGGUGCCGACUCGUCCCCAUCACCCCUAUCGAAACCCUUUUCCCUGGCAGCUGCCAAGACACCAGCCAAAACAGACGAGCCUGCCGGCACGUUCCACCACCUCGUCCUCGACGUUCGCGCCUUUAUUGCCAACCCCUGCGCCCCGGGCGAAACCGCCGAGCUCUACUUUUCUCUCUGGAACAAGUCUGACAAUAGAUUUAUCACGGAAGAGUUUGUCCUCGUUCUCAAUCACCUCGGCAGUCCUGCACGCGAUGCCGAGCAACGACUGGGCCGUCUGCGUACCAUGUUCACCGACCUGAAAGUGGAGGAUUUGGGACCAGACACGUAUCUGGUGUGCAAGAUCGUCAGAAAUGGGGCGUUCAAGAUGAAGUCGGACAAGGCAGAUGGGCCACAUAUACAGCCUCCCACGACGCCCAAACGAACGAGUCUUUAUGGAAUAUCAGAGACUGGCGGUACGCUGCGUAGUCACUUCCAGUCGCCGUCGUCAAUGAAUUUCACGGACGACUCCUUCUCCGUCACCUCUGGGUACGGCCCAGAACUCAAUCGCCCACCGACUAUCGACACCACCAACGGCGCUUCCACGAACGGCCAUUCUUCUCUCGAUUCCAAGCCCAAGUUUAGAAGACCAUUGGGCGUGGCGGUGAUGUUACUUCCGACCUUGAGCAAGUUGAUCAGCGAAAGCUCGGAUGCGAGUGAAGCUGGUGUAGAGAAGAGCGUUCGAAUCCAUAUUCCAAAAGACGAGGCGUCGUUCGCGGGCCUGCAUGAGGAUAUCGUGAACAAAAGAGUGAAACAAUUCGGGACUUCUCCAAGAGCUGAGAGCAUAGUGCUCAACCUUACUGCACUCAAAGGUUCUGCUCCAAACCUCAUUCGCGCUCAACCAUCACUCCUCCAAAACAUCCCCCUCACAUCCCGUCUCUCUUUCCCCGACGUUGUGUUCCCAGACCAGACACGCAGCGACCUCUACAUCAACCUUCUCUCCGCCACUUUUACCCCUGCUCUGUUAACAUCAAACAAUGGAUCUGUGAAAGGCUCGAUAAGAGUGCGAAAGUCUGUCUUGUCGGGUGCUGGAAAUAAUGGAGAUAUCCAAGUUGAAAUGGAAGUCAGGACUUUGGAUGGGACGGUAAUCCCAGAAGGCAUCGUUCCCGGCGGCUCUGGGGAGAAAGGGGUGGAUAGAUGGGAGUCGAUGGUGUUCCACCGCAAUGACCGACCGACCUACAAUGAGCUGGUUAAGGUUUGCCUGCCAUCGCGGCCAGUCGACUACCACCUCUUUCUCACAUUUCGGCAUCGACAGAAGGAAAAGAACAGCUCGGCUGCAGACUUGCUUGAAGGGGAGAAGCCCUAUGCUUUUGCCUACAUACCCCUUUCGGGCGCUAGCUCUGUGGUUCGAGAUGGCAAGCACGAGCUUGUGCUUUACAGGAUGGAGAGAGGCUUCCAACCGACCCCGAACGUCUACUUCGACGCACCAUAUAUUGCUCAGCCUGGCGAGGCUGACCCGAUCUUGCCUUCCUCGGCUGCGAAAACUAUGGUUCCGCUGAAAGACCGAGUGUUGCUCAAGACACGGCUUUGCUCGACGUCGCAGACACAAGACGAUACCCUACGUGAGCUGUUUGCUUGGCAACCAAAGUCAACAUUAGCGAAUGACGGCCUUGACCUCCUCUGCGAGACCCUCAAACUCUUUGCUUUUGUGCCCGAGGAAGAGAUCUCUCACUGUGUACCGAGAACUCUCAACUCACUUUUCGGGAUCCUGGUGUCAAAUUUGGGAGAGAGGCAAGGCGAGGUCAAUGGGUUGGUGUUCAGAGGCUUGAUCAAGGUGCUAUCAAUCACCUCUGAUAGACGCUUCCCAAAUUUCAAGAGCGUCCUCCGCGUGUACAUCAACAAGAUCUUCAGCUUCCCGGCCUCAUCUUUCCACCUUCUUCGAUCGAUGAAAGUGGUGAUGUCGGACCCCGAGGCCAAAGACUAUCGCUCUUUCCUCAAAGUAUGGCACCUAUUCUUCAGAUUCAUCAUCCGCUCAAGAGAGCAAGACCGAGCUCGGGGCAUGGGUCUCGACGCUACUUCGGCGCAUAUCGAGGCAGACUACCAGAAACAGACCAAGUAUAUUCUCACGGAGAUCAACAAUCUCAUGCUGUCCUCCAACAAAUCCCUCAUCGGCACCCAGACUCUAGUCGUCCAACACUAUGCUGAUAUCCUUCCCGACCUGCGACAAGUGUUCAAGCCACUCGAGAUUGCAGAGAUGAUCAUCGCGUUCGCCGACACGCUCGCAUAUGCCAAAGGCAGUAUAGCAACAUACAAAUUGCUACUCUUACUACAAGUGGUCAACAAUCUCUUUGAUACUUCCGAGAGCAGAAGCUUGCUAGUUCCAGCAUUGGUCAGAUGGGUCAAGCCCCAUCUUGGUAGGUAUGACGAGUAUGCGGCUGGGAUGGACGCUAGUGCAGAUGCAAGAGACGCCAUGAGGAUCAAGUGGCUAGAGUGCAAUCGUCUGGCUGUCACGGUAUUGGCGUGGAUGAUCAACGUGUUGCAAGAAUGGCACGUAUCGACAUUGAUACAGGAAGACGAGGGCCUGAAGCGGCAAGAAGAAGACAAUAUAGAAUACUGUCUCACUCUUCUUCCUGCUCUGUUCGCCUCAUACUCAGAGUUGUCCAACCCAAAAACACUUGAAGCGAUUCAUCGCCAACGUUCUUCACCAACCUCACCAGCCAUAUGGAAGCCUACGCCAGACAUAUUUCCCACUUCAGUGCCUUUCGCUCUCGUAUCACAGCUGCCCCCACCGUCUCUGCUGGAGAGACACCACCAGGCCGAAGCCGACGGCUUACCUAGGUCAGAGAUCUUCAAUUGCAGCUUGACAGAAUGUGGAGUGGUCAUCACCACUCUCGUUUUGGCUACACCCAGAAGCAAUAUUGAGCGGUGGUUCAACGAAAUGCUCGAGUACGAAGGGACGGAGACCUGCUCGGAAGUUUUCGUGCAAUUAUUCGACUUUGCCGAGUCCAUAAUCAGCUUCAAGGCGUUUCCUAGCCAAUGGCUCACCUUACGCUUGAUGUGCUUUAGCGGUAUCCUAAAGGCCCUGGAGUGCAUUGCGACGGUACUGGAGAAGCCUGUCUUUGUGCCGCCGCCACCGUCAGUCUCUGACCCCUCAGUCGAAGGGCAAGUGUCGUUCGAUGUUGACCUCUGGAAACGUCUGUUUGGCCUUCUUUGCGACUUUUGUGGAUCUCCCGAGCUUGCUCUCGAGGAGCAGACGCAACAACGGAGACGAGCUGAGUGGAUCGUGGCUGGCGAUUUGAGAGAUGUCGGCGCGGGGCUCUUGUGGCGAUUGUGGAGUGCUAUUGGAUGGCCUGUGGAUAUAGCUGGCUGUGAAGGAUUACGCAUGGGCGGGCAUCAAACCAGAUUCACUGGCCUGGCAAAAGACAUCUUACGGCUCUGUCUAUCGAGCCACGACGCGUUGUGCGGUGUCGCAGUCGAGAUUCUCUUCUCCAUACUUUACGCCGAACAUCUUUUGGAUCAGCAAGAAUCCUCCAUCCAAACAGAGAUAUUUGUCACACUAGACGACUUGUUCAACUCUAAAUCGUCGCCGUCUUCUUCCGACCCCACUAUGCGCGCCUACUUUGUCGCUCAGCUGCGCACUAUAUUCGAGACUACUCCGCAGGUAUCGGCGCCCUUCACUUCAUCUCUCACGAUUUUCUUAUCCCAAGUCGAGCACUUUAUCGACCUCCUUCUGGCCCUACGUGAAAUCCCGGCGACACCACAGUGGAAGGACGAGCGCUCUACUGCCAUCUUCCAACUGAUGGGGUUCGUGUCGAGGAUAGGCAGGAAGGAUCUGUAUGUGCGCUACGUACACGAGCUGGUACAGGUGUGCAAGGAGACAAACGACUGGCUCGGUGCUGGCUUGGCACUCAAGUUACAUGCCGAUGUCUACGAAUGGAAUGUGGCUGGAGAGGCUUGGGUUCAAGAGGGGACAUGGAAGGAGAUCGCCAUGCCGGCACAGAGUCAAUUCAUCAGAAAACAGGGGCUGUAUUACCAUGUCAUGGAGUACUUUGCUUUGGCGGAAUCAUACGAGUUUUCGGUCGACCUCUGUCAAGAGCUUAUCAUGCAGCACCAGAAACUCACUUACGACGUACGCAUUAUCGGUGAACUUCUCCAACACCAGGUCAAACUCUGGGAAAAGAUUGCUUCAGCAUGGCGACCAAAGGUGGAGUAUUUCCGGGUGGCCUUCUUUGGUGACAUACCAUCGUUGGACAAGCGGAAGGAUUACGUCGUGCGAGCUGUUAACGGACAAACCUUUGCUCAUUUCUGCGACAAAUUGCAAGCCAAAUACCGGCAGGCCACCAUCCACCGCUCCAAGAUUCCUCCACCAGAAUCCAUCAAGUCAGGCCUCGACCCCGUCAUCUGGGUCAUGCCCCUUACCCCUGACCCUGAUCUCUCCAAACCCAUAUUUUCUUCCCAAAACGAGGCGCACGUCCCCGAACCCGUCCAGGCAUAUUGGCUCACCAACAAUAUCCGCCGAUUUUCGUCCAUGAGACCGUACUUGAAAGAUCCAGGGGAGAGGGAGGCAGUGUUGACGUGGACGGAAAAGACUAUUGUGACGACGAAGGAGGAUCUACCGGGUCUGUUGGCCAGGAGUGAGGUGAUCAAUGUGAGGUAUGAGCAGAUUGCUCCAGGUGUCAUGGCUACUAUGGAGGUGGAGAGGGCCACGAAGCAUCUGAGAAAGGUUUGCAGAGGGAAAGAUGGACAAUUGCCCGAGCCGAAGAUGCUGGGCACAGCCAUCAACAACGCCGUCGAUUCGCCUCUAAGCGAGGGCAUACGAAAGUACCGUCAGGUGUUUAUCGAAGGAGACUACGCUACCACCCAUCCGCAAUAUCAAUCGCACGUCGAGCAGCUCCAGACUGCCAUCAUUGACUUUGUGAAGGCCGUCUACGACAGCCUGGAGGUGCAUCGCCAAGUGUGUCGAGAUGUCCCGUUCCAUGACGCCCUAAGGACGCACAUGUACCGCUCCUUCCCGAUAGAAUCUGCCGACUUUCCCAGGACUGUAUCAGAAGACAGCCACCAUAUCCUCCCGAGUUUCAGCAUCAACGGCUUCCCUCAAGCCAAACUUCACAGUCCUAUCCGCAGUCCACAGUCGGUCUCUAUACAUAUUAGCCGCGAUUCGGGUGACUCGAUGUUUGACAGCCCGUCAUCGCCUGUGGCAGAACAGAGGUUGUCGGUCAUCGACGCUGCGCUGAGCUGGGAUACGAGCAAGUACCGUCUACCGCCCAUCGCACUAUCGCCCACGGAGAUUGGUGCAGAGAGCGGCAGCACACAGACAUUCCGUGAUUCAGUGUCUACCACCCGCAAUACCCCUACCACCCCCAAACACCACGGCAUAGAUGGCACACCUGCCGAAACGCCCGAGGUCGCUACACCUGCAAGCUCUAUUGGCAGAAGCCUCUCCCGAAGCACCAGCACGCGGGCCAAGAAGGAGAAGCGUUCAUCGCUGACAAUACCGGGUGUGUUUGGGUACGGAGCGGGGAAUAAUGCGAGUGUGACGAGUGUGGGCGCGAGGGCGAGGAACAUGAUGGGUUUCGGGAGCCGGUCGACGAUCAAUGUGGUGCACGAGAGGAUGAGCGAGGAUGAAGUGCCGCCGCUCCCGCCAGCAAAGGAGAACAUGCCGGAGAAGGGGUUGAAGAGACUCGGAAGUAUAAUGAGGAGGAAGUGA
This is a messenger RNA of Cryptococcus amylolentus CBS 6039, 7076 nucleotides long. RefSeq lists its product as hypothetical. The transcript is spliced from 11 exons. Gene Ontology annotation, cellular component: cytoplasm; plasma membrane. Bases 93 to 7076 code for a protein of 2327 amino acids. Gene Ontology annotation, biological process: small GTPase-mediated signal transduction. Gene Ontology annotation, molecular function: guanyl-nucleotide exchange factor activity; small GTPase binding. The record is from RefSeq and is a predicted model, not a curated record. NCBI's taxonomy places the organism in Eukaryota, Fungi, Basidiomycota, Tremellomycetes, Tremellales, Cryptococcaceae.